Messenger RNA from Magnolia sinica, 2716 nucleotides. RefSeq lists its product as uncharacterized. The transcript is spliced from 4 exons. The record is from RefSeq and is a predicted model, not a curated record. Bases 743 to 2266 code for a protein of 507 amino acids. NCBI's taxonomy places the organism in Eukaryota, Viridiplantae, Streptophyta, Magnoliopsida, Magnoliales, Magnoliaceae.
UAAAAUAUAAAACAUAUGGACGGAGUGGAUCUACAACAACUACAUCAAGGUGGGCCCCAAAUGGUUAUCGUAACACCCACUAAGGUAUUACCCGGUAACCGCUCAUCCGCUCCCUGUAAUCAGUAGAAGGGAUGAGAUCCAGCGCUCUUGGAAGCAUACUACUUUCGUACCUCCACCUUUUACGUCAGGACACACAACAUAUCUAUAUAAUGAUCCAAACCGUUAAUUCAUAAAAACAAUCCUUAAAUAGACCACACAAUGAAAAAAAAAAAAUCUAAAUGAUCUGAUAAUCCGAAACCACGUAAAUAUGGCCCAAAAUGGUUAGAAUUGUCUGAUCAUUAUGAUUUUUGUUCUGUGGUCAGUAAACGAUUGUUCUUAUGAAUUAAUGAUCUGGAACAUCACACACAGCUCCACGUGUACGAAAUAUUUGGCUACCCUUCCUAUACAACCUACCAAGAAAUUCAAACAUAUUCAAACACAACUCACCAAUCAUCCUAACCAAUUACAAUAGAAUGAGGAAUGUAAUUUUAUCUAUCCAAUCAAGGGAGACGUAGAUUUUAUCUUCACAGAAUUCUCGUUAGAGAGUUAUUCGAUCUCCUAUCCAAAUCCGAAAAUUUUAAAUUUCAGUUUUUAAAUAUAGUAUCCAAACAGCUUUCAUUCCUCUCUCCUUCUAUAUAUAGUCUCUGUCUCACCUCAGUUCCACGUCCAAAACCAAUCAACCCAUUUCAGAUUUAAGUCUUCUAUGAUGGCUUUACGUUCGAGUUCUAUGGAGAGAGAUCGACGACAUCUGGGUUGGUUUUUUGUUGUCGUUGUCUUCGCUCUUUUGGAUUUGUCGGUUUCAUGUGGAGAAGAUGGUAUUUCAGCUUUGGGAGAUCCUGGAAUGAGAAGAGAUGGUUUGAGAGUAGCUCUGGAAGGUUGGAACUUCUGCAAUGAGGUGGGUGAAGAAGCUCCUGGCAUGGGAAGUCCGAGAGCGGCGGAUUGCUUCGAUGUCUCUCAGUCUUCUCAACAUAUUGGAGGUGAUUCAAACAAGUACACAUUAGUCCACAAGGUCACAGAGUUAGACAACAAGCUAUCCGUGGGCGAGCCGUAUCUCGGUGGCCCACCUAAAGACCUGCACAACGUCGACCUUUACGCCGUCGACAAGGAACUCUACUUGGGUUCCAAAUGCCAAGUGGACGACAGCCCAAAUCCAUGGCAGUUUUGGAUGAUCAUGCUCAAAAAUGGCAACUUGGACACAAAAGCAGCACUGUGCCCUGAAAAUGGGAAGAAGGUGGGACCCUUCAGCCAACGUCGGUUCCCUUGCUUUGGGAAAGGGUGCAUGAAUCAGCCCUUGGUGUACCACGACUACACCAGCUUACAAGGAGAUAAUGGGACUACUCUGAGAGGAAGGUUCUAUGGCACAUAUGAGUUGGAUGCUGAUCUUAAUAAAGGGUAUGAUGACAUCUCCUACUACUCUGUGACUUGGGAGAAGGAACUUGGGAAGGGCGGUUGGGUCUUCCAUCAUGUCAUGAAGACAUCCCCUAAGUACCCAUGGCUCAUGCUUUAUCUGAGGGCUGAUGCCACCAAAGGUCUUUCUGGUGGAUAUCGUUACCAAACUAGAGGGAUGAUGAAGACUGUAAAGUCACCAAAUUUCAAGGUAAGGCUUACACUCAAUGUGAAGAAGGGUGGCGGCCCGAAGAGCCAGUUCUAUCUGAUGGACAUGGGAAGCUGCUGGAAGAACAAUGGCCAGCCCUGUGAUGGCGAUGUCUUAACCGACGUGACCCGUUACAGCGAGAUGAUCAUCAAUCCUAGCGUGACCGCAUGGUGUAAGCCUGAUAACCUCAAUGUGUGCCCACCAUAUCACACUCUCCCGAACGGGACCCGCAUCCAUCGUACCGACAAAGCGAAUUACCCAUAUGGGGCGUACCACGUCUACUGCUCCCCUGGAAAUGCCAAGCACGCCGAGAAGCCAUUUAACUUCUGUGACCCAUAUAGCAACCCUCAGGCCCAGGAGAUAAUGCAGAUACUGCCCCACCCAGUUUGGGGUGAUUAUGGGUACCCCACCAAGCCUGGCCAGGGAUGGAUCGGCGAUCCCAGGACGUGGGAGCUGGAUGUUGGGAGGUUGUCACAGUCACUCUACUUCUAUCAGGAUCCAGGGACCCCACCAGCAAGGAGAAGGUGGUCAUCUUUGGACGUUGGGACAGAGGUGUAUGUGAGCCCUGAAGGUGAAGUUGCAGAGUGGACGCUUAGCGACUUCGAUGUCAUUGUUCCAAAGGCCAGUCAUUGAAAUUUCUCCCUUCCUAAUCUAACAUGCGCCUGGGAGAAAAGUUACCCACACACUUUUGAUUAGUGGCUUCGUCAAACAUGUGGUCAUUUCUUGCACACGUGUGUGACUUUAGUAUCUUUUCUUUACAUUUUUUUUUUUUUAAAUUUUUUUUUUUAUUGGAUGAUGCGUUGUGUAGAUCUCACGGAUAUGACCGAAUUUAUUAGUUUUAUUUCAAAUGUCAUGAUGAUGACAUGAACCUUCGGUGGGACCCACCAAACCAUUGAACCUUUUUUGUGCUUUCUUUGUUAACCGUCCAAUAUGGGAUGUUUCAAUUAAUAUGAAAUUUUGGAAGAUGAUGUGUACAAAUUCAAUAUGUACAGUUCAAGUGCCCACAUACAAUCAAUCAUAUCCAUUCCUGCCGUGCCAGAGUAUCAAAUACACACACGGUUGAAUAUGUGGCAUACAUUUAAC